This is a messenger RNA of Magnolia sinica, 2823 nucleotides long. RefSeq lists its product as uncharacterized. The record is from RefSeq and is a predicted model, not a curated record. The coding region runs from base 773 to 2365 and encodes 530 amino acids. Lineage: Eukaryota; Viridiplantae; Streptophyta; Magnoliopsida; Magnoliales; Magnoliaceae. The transcript has 8 exons.
CAAAAACUGGAUUUUUAAAAAUCGCAAAACCUAAACAAAAGCAAAAUGGAAAAAAGAAAAAGAAAAUCUCUGCUUCAUGAAUCCCAGAACGGGGGUUUAGGGUUUUGUGGGGCAAGUUUGGUAUUUUACACUCCUUCCUUUCAUAUUUUUACAGGAGGGAGUGGUGAAGUUUAAGCUCCUUUGCAUCUUCAGCGCACGCUAUCAAAUCCCCACUUCUCUUUUAGCCAUGUCUCUCACAUUCCCCUCAAAUCCAGCGGUGGAGAUCUCCCUAUGAGAGAAGCAUUCUCUUUCAACCAUGGCUACUGAUAAAGCUCGUGAGGCUGGGAAUGAGGAGAAAGAAAAGCGUCUUUCACAUGCUCCACCAGGUUGGAUUAAUCACUCGGCGGUAGUGUUUAAAAGCUCAAUCUGUCAAUCAAAGGAAUUCUCCAACUCAACAUUGAGGUGAUCGAGAAUCCUGGAUUAAUUCAUACAGGACCAUCGCUUAGAGGCCACGGGAAGUUCGGGAGCUAACGUGGCUGGCGAGCAAAGCUAAAGAGAUGGAGCGGUUUAUGCAACAAAGAGACGUUGAGUUGUCAUUUCCUCCAACAAAAAAUCAACAUUCCUUGAGAUUUCCAAUUCCUUGUAAUCUAUCUGAAAUGGGAUUCUUUGGUGCCACUCUCUCAGGUACCCUUACCCAAUCAGAUAAAAUUGUAGAAAACCCAUGACAUAAAUAUCGGCAAUUUCAAAAUGCAUAUAUAGAAAAUCCAUUUUGGAGAUAGUAAAGAGGAGAAAAAUGGCCUCAUUGACUCCAGGAGUACUACUAAAGCUUCUCCAAAGCAUGCAUUCUGACGUGAGGGUAUGUGGAGAAUACCGCUCCGUCCUUCUACAAGUGAUCAGCAUAGUCCCUGCUUUAACGGGGUCCGAAUUGUGGCCCAAUCAAGGAUUCUUCAUAAAGGUUUCAGAUUCAUCCCACUCAACAUAUGUCACAUUGUCCAAGGAAGACAAUGAGCUUAUCUUAACAAAUAAAUUACAACUUGGCCAGUUUAUCUACGUUGAUAAAGCAGAGCCCGGAACGCCCGUCCCAGUUCUCGUUGGUGUUCGGCCUGUACCCGGAAGGAAUCCAUGUGUUGGGAAUCCCAAGGAUCUAAUGCAUAUUUUGGCGCCUUCUGAGGUAUCAGAAGCAGCCGAUCAUGUUGGGACUAUGGUGAGAUCUUCUGAAUUGUUUGAUGGGAAAGAGGAGAGCCCUAGACAGAGAGUUAUUAUUAAGGAGGAGAAGGCUGCGGUCGCUUCUAGAUACAUGCAAGGGAUUUUGAAUCCAAAUUCGAAUCCGAAAGGAUCUGGUAUGGAUUCUACUGGUGGUGGGAAGAUUGAUGGGAAUGAGAAUGAUGGAGUGAAUAAGAAGGUUGGUAUUUCGAAAGCUAAGCAAGAGCCCAAAGUUCAGGUGCGUCCGAUGAUUCCUACCAAUCAUGUCGAUGCAUCAAAAACAAAGACAGGUGUUGUUGGAGCCAAUGUCAAAGAGGCACCACCUCUGCCUUUAAAAAGUCCACCUCCCAAACAGACCGCACCUAAGCAGCAGGCUCCCAUCUUGCAUCGCUCUUCGAUCAGUAGUGAUAAAAUAAGGAUCCAAGAGACCAUUCCAUGGGAAUAUCUUCCGGCUAAACUUGUCAAGCCUGGGAAGGGGAUGGUUAGAAGAAGAAACAUGGCUUCUUUGGUAGCAGCUGAAGCUCAAAGAGAAGCAUCUUCAGCCGCGGCUCUUGUCAAGAGUCUCAGUAUGUUUGCUGAAAUAUGUGCGUCUGCAACGGUGGAGAAUCCUCACCUUUCUUUCACCAAGUUCUUCUCACUGGACCGGCUCAUCAACCAAUCAACUGCUGCCACGUGGAAGGACAACUCUCCAAUCUCUAACUCCUUACCUUCUAACAGAGACAAGUCCACCAAGAAGAGUACACUAUCUCAUAGUAGAAGCGUUCCAAAUUCUCCAAAACUCCCACCAGAACUUCAUGUGAACGAGAAGCUAGAGUGGGCCAGAGGAGAUGGUAUGAAGGAGGUCCAAGGGGUGAGAGACAUUCUCCUCAAGGAAUCACAAUCAUGGUUCUUGAAAUUUUUGGAAGACGCUCUGAGCACCGGGUUUCGGCAAGGGGCCCACCUGAAGAAAGGCAAGGAUGGCACUAGAGGGAGGCAAGUGGAAUCCGAUGACCGGAUUGCCGGUACGCUAUCACAGCUUAAGCAUGCAAGUGACUGGUUGGAUCAGCUACGCAGCAAGGUGGGGCCGGAAAAUGAUGGGCUAGCAGAGACCGUGGACCGUUUGAAGCAGGAAAUCUAUGCUUGUCUGCUUGAUCAUGUGGACUCAGCUGCUUUGGCGCUUGAGAACCGGUCGGAUCACAGCUGAUGAGCUGAAGAUUUUGAGAACUAUGGUCACUGGUCGCUGUAGUCCUAUGUGCAUGGGAACAGGUUGUUCAUUUGAUGGACCCCACCAUCUGCGUAUGGCCCAAAAUCAGGUUUGUCUGGCCAGUAGGCUGUGUGAAGAAAUUUAAAAUGUCGUUUAACUGACCAAAUGUACACAUUUCAUGUAUAUGUAUGGCCCACCUGUUCACCCGACUGGCCUGGUUUUUGGGUCACAGUACAUACAUGGUGGGCCCUCCAUGAUAAACGGUUUGGAUCUUGUUCACAAAUCCUACAUUGGCCGUUGGCACAAGAGAGCAGAGUAGCCAUAGCAGGGCAUUUGGUUACCCAUCCAAAAGAAGAUAAAAAAAAGGUGGCAUUUAUGUAAAUUCGUUGAUUGUUCAUGUAAUGUACUUGAAUACAUGAUUCAAUGAAAAAGAAGAAGAAGAGAAAACUGUUCUGUUA